This is a messenger RNA of Coregonus clupeaformis (lake whitefish), 1632 nucleotides long. RefSeq names its product translocase of inner mitochondrial membrane 17 homolog B (yeast) (gene timm17b). Lineage: Eukaryota; Metazoa; Chordata; Actinopteri; Salmoniformes; Salmonidae. The record is from RefSeq and is a predicted model, not a curated record. Gene Ontology annotation, cellular component: mitochondrial inner membrane; TIM23 mitochondrial import inner membrane translocase complex. The transcript has 6 exons. Bases 139 to 669 code for a protein of 176 amino acids. Gene Ontology annotation, molecular function: transmembrane protein transporter activity. Gene Ontology annotation, biological process: protein import into mitochondrial matrix.
CUAUGGCUCUAUCCAGUUUUGUGGCUGGCAGUUUACCAAAAACAAUGCAAAAUUGUAAACAACUAGCCAGCUACGCAGCAUCGCUUCAGACUGGCGAAAUUGACGCGCGUGAACCGACCCAAUUUCUUCGUCUCAGAAAUGUGUCGUCACACAGCAACAACAAACAUGGAGGAAUAUGCCCGUGAACCUUGUCCCUGGAGGAUAGUAGAUGAUUGUGGUGGUGCGUUCACCAUGGGGACAAUUGGCGGAGGGGUAUUCCAGUCAAUCAAGGGCUUUCGGAAUGCUCCUGUGGGCUUUCAGCACAGACUAAAAGGUAGUGCCAAUGCUGUGAGAAUAAGAGCUCCACAGAUCGGCGGUAGCUUUGCUGUGUGGGGUGGACUCUUCUCAACGAUAGACUGUGGUCUGGUCCGUAUUCGAGGGAAAGAGGACCCCUGGAACUCUAUAACUAGUGGGGCGAUGACUGGGGCAGUUCUGGCUGCACGCAGUGGGCCCUUGGCUAUGAUGGGGUCAGCCAUGAUGGGGGGCAUCCUGCUGGCCCUGAUCGAGGGCUUUGGGAUCCUUCUCACCAGAUACACAGCACAGCAGUUUCAGAACCCGAGUCCCUUUGUGGAUGACCCCAGCCAGCUUCCUCCUAAGGAUGCCAGCCAACAGCAGACUGGGUUCCAGUAGAGCCCAACCAGGACUGGAGCUACUGAGCAUAGCUACAGCCCUGCAUACUGUGACAGUCUCUGACUAGAGAGGAGAGAGGCGCUCUGUCACAUGACCACACUGGUGUCAGCAACCUCAGGGGAAUGGAAAUACCUAACCUAAGCCCUCAUCCUCUCAAUGGCAAUAAGAAUGUAGAUGCACUUUAGCGGUAUUCCUCAGUGCUAGAUUACAGUUGAUUUAAGUUAUAUAUGAAUAUAUGUUUGUAUACCGGUACACCAGUGUUCCGUCUGACUGGUCCUGAAUUUUACCCACAUUUAUCAGAAACAUUUAUGCCCAAACCCAUUAUUUUAUGUUGACUGUAAGAAGGUUGGUGCUUUAUUACCACAGUUACAGAAAUAGAAUGGGUAGCUAAAAGUGUAUAGGCAUUAAUAGAGGCAUACAAGUAUGAGAUGCCAAGAUUUAGGAUUAGAAAUUCCCACAAUCUUACCAGAAGUGUGUCAGGUGUGGUACAAUCAAUGCCAUUCAGAGCGGAUGUAUUUUCUCUUGCUUGUAAAAUGCAAUGCACUAAGGGAGGAGAACUGCACUAUCAUUCCAUUUCCUGACCUCCUCAUGGCAGCUUUCAUAAUCGUAUGGCUUAUAAGGGUCUGUGUCACAUCACAAACGCACCAAUGUUUUGUUUCCAUUUCCAGGUCCAAAUACAGUCACAGCUAAUUUGUUCUGCUGUUUGUCUUUCCCUUCAUUGCCACUAUGCCAUGCAUUAUUAGACAUUCCCGCCAUCUAAGCACUGUAAGGUCUAUCCACUUUGAUUAACCAAAGCACUUUCUUACUCCAUCUCUCUGUGUUAUUGUGUUGAGAAAAAUAAGAUGGAGAUGGUUUUGUGACACAAUUAGAUAUUUUUUGUUGUUCAAAACUUGACAUGUAAUGUAUAGAAUGCUGUACUAUCGUUGUUGGUUUUAAUGUAUUUAUGAUGCAGAAAAAUAAAUG